CAAUUUAGAAAUUUUCACUUCAGUUAAAAGCACUUAGGUGACGAUCAAGUAAUUAGUGGGACUGUGAUAUCUUGUGAGUGUUUGUGACGUAUAUAAAAUAAUUGAAAAAAAAUGGAGGAGGUGAAGGCAGACGAAGGAGACAAAAAGAAGAAUCCCUAUGAUAGAGCCAACUUCAUUUCAAAGUUAUUUUUUCUAUUUUUAUUACCCUACUUUGUGAAAGGCUACAAAAGGGAACUGACCGAAGAUGAUAUGUAUGGUCAUCGACAUAAACACGAUUCCGGAAAGCUUGGAGAGAGAUUGGAAGCAGCUUGGCAGUACCAGGUUAAGCACAAAAAGAAUCCUUCACUCAUCAAAGCUCUCUGUAGCAUAUUUCUUUUUGAAAUCUUCAUGCUCUGGAUCAUUGUAUUUGCUGCUGAAAUAAUCAGGUUGAGCCAACCUAUGCUGAUAUCAAUGCUUCUCACACUGUACGAUGAAAACCAAGUUGCAGAAAACCAGAAAUAUUUGUAUAUAUACUCAGGACUUAUUGUCCUGUCACUAUUGAUAACUGUGUUCCUUAUGCAUACCUUCCAACUACAGAUUAUGCAAGUGGGCAUGAAGAUGAGGAUUGCAUGUUGUUCUCUCGUGUACAGGAAAGCUCUCAGAUUGAACAAAUCCGCUCUUGCUGAGACCACAAUCGGACAAAUGGUUAAUUUGCUGUCCAACGAUGUGGGAAGAUUCGACCAGGCUACCCAUUUCAUGCACCAUUUGAUAAUGGGACCUGUGGAGACAUUGGUUGUUAUGAUUUUGUGUUAUUUCAGUAUUGGAUACACCGGACUGAUAGGAGCUGUAUUUCUGUUAGUUUCUGUUCCAUUUCAAUCAUGGCUUGGUAAAAAGACUUCCAAGUAUAGGUUGAAUACAGCUCUGCGUACGGAUGAACGAGUACGUUUAAUGAAUGAGAUAAUUUCUGGUAUACAAGUGAUAAAAAUGUACGCCUGGGAAAAAUCUUUCGCCAAGUUGGUGGAACUAGCCAGAAUGAGGGAAAUGAAGUUCAUCCGUCUCACAUCUACCAUCAGAGCCAUAUUGAUGUCAUGUGCUAUUGUUCUCAACAGAGGAGCAGUCUUCUGGUGUAUCCUAGUUUAUGUACUCACGGGAAACCCCCUUAACUCCGCUUAUGUUUUCACAAUGACCUCAUUCUAUCGACUUUUGAACACGAUUACAAUGUUCUUUCCCCAAGCAAUUUCGCAAGUCUCAGAAAUGUUCAUAUCUAUUAAAAGAAUCAGAACCUUCCUGAUGUUCGAUGAACUCGAUUUUGGAACCGUCAAUUCACUGAAAAGUAUAACAAAUGGAGUGAACAAAGAUGGACUUACUACCGGAAGGAAAGAUGUGGGAAUUCGGUUGAACAAAGCUUCUGCAAAGUGGUUGAAAUCUCUGCCAGAAAAUAAUUUAGAAGAUAUAUCUUUGGAUGUGACCAGCGGAGAUCUUGUUGCUGUAGUGGGAUCUGUAGGAAGUGGCAAAACUACCCUGCUCAACAUGGUACUUGGAGAAUUAGUACCUCAAGCUGGCACUGUCAAAGUGAAGGGAACCGUUUCCUACGCCUCUCAAGAGCCUUGGUUGUUUGGAGGCAGUGUUAGGCAAAACAUCAUCUUUGGGCAGGAAUUUGAUCAGAGGAAAUACGACGAAGUUGUCAGAGUUUGUGCCUUAGAAAGAGACUUCAAACUCUUUCCCCACGGUGACAGAACUUUAGCUGGCGAAAGAGGUGUUACCUUGAGCGGAGGACAAAGAGCCCGGAUCAACCUAGCCAGGGCGGUCUACAAAGAAGCAGACAUCUACCUAUUAGAUGACCCAUUAUCAGCUGUUGAUACCCACGUUGGAAAGCAACUAUUCGAUGAAUGCAUCUGCGAGUAUCUGAGAGAAAAAUGCGUUAUUCUGGUGACCCACCAACUUCAGUACUUGAAAAAUGUAAAUAACAUAUAUCUACUAGAUUAUGGAAAAGUUCUGGUAUCCGGAUCAUAUGAUGAGAUCAGAACUUCCGACACCAAGUUCUCCAGGAUGUUGGCCAACUUGGAGGAAGAAGAGGAAGAGAUAAGGAGGAAGUCCAUGAUAUUGGCGGAGAAACAAGAAGAGCAACUCUUAGAUGACGACGACCAAAUACAAAUUUUACAGAGGGAGGAAAAAGGAGUGGGAGGAAUUUCUUGGCAUGUUUACAAGAGUUAUAUGAAAGCCGGUGGAAAUAUUCUGAAAGUGUUUCUGUUAUGUUCAGUUUUUUUACUGAGUCAGGUAUUGGAGAGUGGUGCGGAGUAUUUUGUUACAUUCUGUGUAGGUUCAAGUUGGCUCUCCCAGAGAAACACCACGACUAGCGCAGUCAAAUUAAUAGAAUUUCGAAAUAUCACUGAAGAAACUACAAAUCCAUUAGAUUCCUAUGAAGACUGGUGGCUCACACCCGUUUUUACGUCAGAUAAUACCAUCAUUUACUACUCAGUUUUGAUUCUUUUGUUGGUUGUAAUAGUAUUUACGAGAUCUAUAUCCUUCUAUAGAUGGUGUAUAACUGCUUCUACGAGAUUGCACAACCAGAUGUUUGAUAACAUUGUUUAUAGCCCGAUGAGAUUUUUCACCAUUAAUCCAUCUGGUAGAAUCCUCAACAGAUUCUCCAAAGAUAUUGGUGCGCUGGAUGAAACAUUACCCAUGACACUUCUUGAUACCAUUCAGAUUGCGAUAUCUGUCGCUGGCAUAUGCUUGGUGAUUGGCUCGCUCAGUGUGUGGAUUAUGGUACCAACCCUUCUGAUUGGCAUUUUAUUCUACUUUUUGAGAGUUAUAUUCCUGAGAACCAGCAGAGACGUCAAAAGAGUAGAAUCAGUCACUCGAAGUCCCAUUUACACUCACCUAUCAGCAUCUCUUCAAGGCCUGACCACCAUAAGGGCCUUCAAAGCCCAGGAAAUACUCAAGAAAGAAUUCGACAANUGCUGCUUUUUAUAU
Messenger RNA from Leptinotarsa decemlineata (Colorado potato beetle), 2952 nucleotides. Its product is annotated as probable multidrug resistance-associated protein lethal(2)03659. Lineage: Eukaryota; Metazoa; Arthropoda; Insecta; Coleoptera; Chrysomelidae. Gene Ontology annotation, molecular function: ABC-type transporter activity; ATP hydrolysis activity; ATP binding. Gene Ontology annotation, biological process: transmembrane transport. The record is from RefSeq and is a predicted model, not a curated record. Gene Ontology annotation, cellular component: membrane.